AUGGAUGCCGCAGACGACAAGGCCGCAUCGAAAUCGUUCUGGCAGUUCAAGAGAAGCAGCAGCCUCAACUGCGAGAGCACUCGAAGCAAAAGCCUGAUCCGACCACUUCAAUUCCUCGCUCGCAGCAAUUCGACGGGUUCGGCUCCAAAUCCGAAAGAAACCCGUCAAAAACAUACGUUCCUGAAACAGCCAUCUUUGUCGAGAAAAUCAUCGGCAUCGAGUACGUAUUGCACUUACGGUAACUCGACACAAAGGCCGCCAUUAAAGAAGAGUUGUGGAGCACAUGGGAGUAGCGGUGUUCGAGUCAGUCCUGUUUUGAAUCUUCCGCAUCCGAUCAUUUCGAAUGUGAGUGCGAGUUUUUUGGGGUUGGGUUCUCUCUUCUGUAAUGGUAAGGUUAAAAGGAAGAAGAGAUGA
Messenger RNA from Hibiscus syriacus, 414 nucleotides. RefSeq lists its product as uncharacterized. The record is from RefSeq and is a predicted model, not a curated record. Lineage: Eukaryota; Viridiplantae; Streptophyta; Magnoliopsida; Malvales; Malvaceae. The coding region runs from base 1 to 414 and encodes 137 amino acids. The transcript has a single exon.